CGUGGUCUAACUAAGCACUUGAAAAAAUAUAUUUCAUUAUUCAGAAGACAAGUCGUUUUCCUCCACAAGUGCCAAACUUAUAUAAGUCUCUCUGCCUGAUCACGGAAUGUCCAUAGGCAUCUCCGCAUCUCCCCAAACGAAUCUCUCCUCUCAAUUUCCAAGCUAUUUUAGCAACCGACGUCCAGUUUUCUCUUGUGGGUUUUUAUCAAUCCCCAAGAAAACCCAGUCAUUGACAAAACUCCUUGGCUUCUCAUAAUCCAAACACUCAUUUUUGGAAUUUAUUCCUAACGACAAUUGUUUCAUUUCUGAUUAUCACCGCUCGAAUAUACUAUAUAAAGCAAACACUAAAAACCCAUCUGAGCCAGAAGAAUCUUCUUCUGGGCCUGCUUUGAUUUUUCUCAGCUGGUGGUUCUUCAAUUUUCAGAAAAUGGGCAGUGAGAUCCAGAAUUUUGAAGAUUCAAAACUGUCAUCUGAAGUAAUGGAGGACCAUCAGGCAUGUUCACUGAAGGAAGGUAAAGGAAAGCGGCUGUGGAAGAAGGUGAAGUAUCAGCUGGUUGAGUACCACACUUUACCCAACUACUUAAGGGACAACGAGUACAUUUUGGGCCAUUACCGGUCCGAAUGGCCGUUGAAGCAGGUCUUGCUUAGUAUGUUUACUAUCCACAAUGAGACGCUAAAUGUUUGGACGCAUUUGAUCGGGUUCUUCCUUUUUCUCUCCCUGACCAUAUACACUGCAGUGAAGCUUCCAGAGGUCGUUGAUCUUCAUGCUCUACAGCAUUUUCCUGAUGUGCUGAAAAAAGCUGAUUUGCAUAAAUUACAUGAAGAAUUCAUGACAUGCCUCCCUUCCUUACCCAACAUGCCUGAUCUGAACAGACUUAGAGAAGAGUUGAAGACUUCAUUACCUUCAAUCGAUCUGCUGCCGUCACUCUCUGGUUGGCAUGUCAUGGAACUUCUGAAUAAUUGUUUGCCUCAACGAUUCUCCCAUGGCAACCAAACUGAUGUUUGUGUUCUGAGUAGCAUGAAGGAGGAUUUAGCGAACAUAAUAGCACCACUUAUGCUGAGGCCAAUCACACGAUGGCCAUUCUUUGCUUUCUUGGGAGGAGCCAUGUUUUGCUUGUUGUCCAGCAGUGCAUGCCAUCUUCUCUCUUGCCAUUCUGAGCGAAUGUCAUAUAUCAUGCUCAGACUGGACUAUGCUGGAAUUGCAGCCCUUAUAUCCACCUCAUUUUACCCCCUUGUCUACUACUCCUUCAUGUGUAACCCUUUCUUCUGCAACCUCUACAUGGGAUUUAUAACCCUCUUGGGAAUUGCUACAGUAUUGGUUUCCCUCAUACCAGUCUUUCAGAAUCCUGAAUAUCGUAUUGUUCGUGUAUCUCUAUUUUUAAGCAUGGGCAUGUCUGGGAUUUUACCUGUUAUGCACAAGCUUGUCUUGUUUUCUGAUCAACCUGAGGCACUCCACACAACUGGGUAUGAGAUUCUAAUGGGGGCCCUCUAUGGGGUUGGAGCCUUGGUUUAUGCCACAAGGGUUCCGGAACGAUGGAUGCCUGGGAAAUUCGACAUUGCAGGGCACAGCCACCAAUUGUUUCACAUAUUAGUAGUGGCAGGCGCGUACACUCAUUACCGUGCGGGGCUUGUUUACCUCAAAUGGCGCGAUCUAGAAGGUUGCUGAAUUAGUAAAUUAGGGAGAUGGCCUCUAGUGUACUAGUGGGUGAGGUCUUUUGUUUGUUGUUCUUCUUUGUGUAGCUGAAGACUGAAGUUGGUGUAGUGUAGUUAUGUGAUUGCCCAUUGUCACUCUGUAAAUUCAAGCACAAUGUUAAACGUUGUGCUUGGUUCCAAAGAAAAAAAAAUAUUAUUUGUCAGAAAUUGAAAAAAAUAAUUGUCUUAGAGUAUUUAGCCGGACGUGUGUAGAACAACUUGUAAGUUGUAAUGUUCGUAUCAAAAUCCAAUAUAAUAAAGACGCCGGCUUCCCUCUA
This is a messenger RNA of Prunus avium (sweet cherry), 1970 nucleotides long. Its product is annotated as heptahelical transmembrane protein 4. Gene Ontology annotation, molecular function: signaling receptor activity. Gene Ontology annotation, biological process: response to hormone. Lineage: Eukaryota; Viridiplantae; Streptophyta; Magnoliopsida; Rosales; Rosaceae. The record is from RefSeq and is a predicted model, not a curated record. Gene Ontology annotation, cellular component: membrane.